AUGGGCAUUUCACCGCGCGGGGUCAACGCGCUCCGUAUACUGUCGCUGAUUGUGCCCCAAUUGCGGUAUGUGGGUCUAGGACGGCGUUCGUCGACCUGCGUGGCACACUUAGCGACGCCCGCGCACGGCCGCGGUGCUUUCACGCCCCACGGGGGGCGGGGGAAGGGCCAGUACACUCACGGACGGCCGAGGGAAACGCCA
Messenger RNA from Iphiclides podalirius (scarce swallowtail), 201 nucleotides. The record is from the annotation of a GenBank genome assembly. Lineage: Eukaryota; Metazoa; Arthropoda; Insecta; Lepidoptera; Papilionidae.